AGACAACUUCUCGUUGGUGAUUAGGCGAUAAUGAUAUGAUAACCAGGGUUGCAACCAACACGGGAUUAAUCGGCCGCACAUCCACAGCCUACAGGUCUACGGUAAGCUCACCUAAAGACAUCAUCAUACCCCUAUCGCGUCUCCGAUGCACCGAAUUCACGCUCCUUGUGCAUUCGUCACCGGUAGUGGAUGGAGGCAUAUUAACGACAUCGUAUUAAUAUUUCCCCAAUACUACUGUUUCGUUGUGCUAUAAGAACCCUAGCUGCUACUCGGAGUGUCGUCACUUUUAUGUAUUGAAGCCCCACACAACUACACACUCCAAUAUCUCUAGACUCUAACCGUCGAUUCUAAUUACACCAUGACUACCGCAAAGCCAUUUGAUAUUGCUAUAGUCGGGGGCGGUAUAAGCGGACUUACACUCGCAGUUGCCCUCCUUCAGCAGAAUGUGCCCUUCACAGUUUACGAAUCUGCCUCGAAAUUUACCGAGAUUGGCGCCGGCUUAGGGUUCGGGCCAAAUGCUGUCACUGCCGUUGAACUUAUCUCCCCCAAGCUGUUUGAAGGGCUUGAGCGACGUGUUACUCUUGGUUGGGAGAGCAAGCGAAAGAACUGGUUCACGAUCAGGGUUGGCGAUCAGAGAAAGGCAGGCCCAGAUGGAGUGCUGAAGCAGAAGGAAAAGGAGGGGUUGAGAGUCGGAGACCCAAUUUUUGACGUUCAGUACACCGACGAUAGACUUGCCGGUGGUGUGCAUCGAGCACAUUUCCUAGAUGACCUUCUCACGCUGAUACCAGACUCAGUGUCGAAGUUCGGUAAGAGGCUAGUUAACAUCAGCAACGCUACAGACGGGUCACAGGAUGCUGUUUUGCACUUCGCGGACGGGACUACGGCGCAGCAUAGUGCUGUGAUAGGUUGUGAUGGAAUAAAAUCCAAGACUAGGGAGAUACUGCUGGGCGAACAGUCGAAAGCCGUGUUCUCUGGAAAAUACGCAUAUAGGGGGUUGAUACCGAUGGAACGAGCCGUAGAGUUACUAGGCGCCGAAAUAGCCGAAAACCCCCAGUUAUGGAUGGGAUAUCAUCGUCAUCUGCUUACCUUUCCAAUUGAGAAGGGUAAGACUAUGAAUGUCGUGGCCUUCAGCUCUUGCGACACAUGGACCGAUCCACAGUGGGUGGUUAAAGCAUCAAAGGAGAAAAUGCUGGACGAUUAUAGUACAUGGGACCCUGCUGUGCAUUCCAUCAUCAACUCUAUGCAGAAAAGAGACGUCUGGGCUCUCUUUAAUGAUCCACCUGCAGAGACUUACUACGGGUUAAGCCCUCGAAUAUGUCUCCUCGGCGAUGCUGCGCACGGUACCACGCCUCACCAGGGCGCAGGUGCCGGUAUGUGCAUUGAAGACUGCUAUAUCCUAAGCCGUCUCAUAGGAGCAGCAAAGAGCACCCAGGAUCUUAACAAGGCAUUCCAAGCAUACGAUGAGGUAAGGCGGCCGAGAACCCUCAAGUUGGUAAAAACCAGUAGAGAGGCAGGCAUGCUAUACGAGUUCGAACUCGAAGGUGACGAUCUUGAGGCCAUUGAAAGAAACUUCAAGUCGCGCAUGAGUUGGAUCUGGGAUGUGGAUUUGAAGCAAGACCUGGAGAAGGCCUUAUCAAUCCUUAAAGGUUAACUGCCUCUAUGUACGAUGUUAGCGAUGUUUAUAGAAGAUUUCUUGUUCUUUUAAUUAUCUACCAAAUUUUAUUGUACAAUCUUACAGAGUCGAUCAUAUUCUACUAUCGUUAAAAACUAUGUGAAGAUUAGGGGAUAUUUUAAGCAAGGAAAACAGACUACCAUGCUCUAGGAGUUCAUUUAUUCUAUUCAUUGUCACCUCCU
Daldinia loculata is the source of this 1854-nucleotide messenger RNA. Its product is annotated as FAD/NAD(P)-binding domain-containing protein. Gene Ontology annotation, molecular function: FAD binding. NCBI's taxonomy places the organism in Eukaryota, Fungi, Ascomycota, Sordariomycetes, Xylariales, Hypoxylaceae. Gene Ontology annotation, biological process: secondary metabolite biosynthetic process. The record is from RefSeq and is a predicted model, not a curated record. The coding region runs from base 359 to 1651 and encodes 430 amino acids. The transcript is spliced from 2 exons.